Messenger RNA from Penicillium roqueforti, 4044 nucleotides. RefSeq names its product RNA dependent RNA polymerase. Lineage: Eukaryota; Fungi; Ascomycota; Eurotiomycetes; Eurotiales; Aspergillaceae. Bases 1 to 4044 code for a protein of 1347 amino acids. Gene Ontology annotation, biological process: siRNA processing. Gene Ontology annotation, cellular component: nuclear RNA-directed RNA polymerase complex. The transcript is spliced from 4 exons. Gene Ontology annotation, molecular function: RNA-directed RNA polymerase activity; nucleic acid binding. The record is from RefSeq and is a predicted model, not a curated record.
AUGGCAGGCCCUGAUAUCCCCGACGUGCAACCCCCGAGGUCCAACCCGCCAGUCCGGGGUUGGACGACCUGGAGAUCAUGGAGGACCUGUGCAGUGGACUUGCUGAAUGUCCCAAGGGAAAUGAAUACCCACGACAUCUACGACACUUUCAACAAGUACGGCAAUCUGAUCUCCAUUGAUCUCUGGGAGGACACCUCGGGCCGGCCUAUUUCCAAGGCACGCAUUCGUUUCAAGCCACCUCCAGAUGAGAAUUUCUGGAGAACCGGCUCCUUCGGGGUGAAGCUACGGAGUGGCCGUGUCACAGCGCUAGCGCUGUGUGUCUGCUGCGGUGAUUCGAACGGGACCAUCCAGAGCCCAGUCCGCCCAGAUGUUCAGCUUCCCGGUGAACUGGAACUGAAGACCGUACAAGUUGACAUCGGUGUCCUGCUAGGUCCAUCCACCAUCCAUUCUAUGCAAAGCUUUAACAACCUGGCGUACCCCAGAUUCGUUGUGGAUGUCAUGCGCAAGUGCUUGUUUCUCUACUUCAAAGUGGGCAUUCGCGGAUCGGAGACUGCUGCAGACGUCAUACAGCAUGACUAUCGUGUCAAAAUCACAUUUCUCCAACUGUCCCAGAUUUACCAACAGUACGACAAAGCCACGAGAGAACACUCCUUUGUUAUCGUCCUAGGCUCCGCCGCCAUUUGGCACCGAAAGGCCAAAGAGAUUCAGUCUACAUUGACAGAACCGUUGAGCUGGAGAGAAGAGGAUAGUUGGUAUCGCCAAACCUCUGUGACACAUAACCCGAACUUGCUAAAGAAUCUCCCCACAAAUUUGAAGAAGACGGGACAUAUCAUUGACUUGGGACGAUGGAACGUAUUCAAGAUCUCAUUCGCACCGGAUGUACAUCCCGAUAUGCGUCGUGUCGACGAUACCAGUCACUACUUGAUGCGCGUUAGAGAAAUCUUCAAGGAUUAUAACAUCAACGUCAAAGAUGGAAGUCACUUUAUUGAGAAAGCAGACCGGCCGGUACCAGUGUGGCAUUGGGUUGACUUUUUGGAGUCCAAGUCUAACAAGGCUUCCGCAUUGCUGCAAGAUCUAGGAGAUCAGAACUAUCUACAUCUUCCUUUCAAGGUGCGGUAUCAACUAGAGGUUUGCUUGUCCCAGGGAUAUCUCUCUGAAUUCACCAUGACCCGCGAAUUCGUAGAGAGAUUGAAGGACCUCGGGGAUGACCAAGCUACAAGACUCUUAGAGUUCGUUGCAACUGAGAAAAAACAGUACCUUGAGGCCAUGGAAAUCUUUGGUCUCAAAUUCUUCAGAGGAGUGACUGACUCGAAGAUUCCGAGCUACUGUUGCUUCAUGCACACAGCACGAGUCACCCCGACUACAAUUUACUACAAUACCCCAACUGUAGACAUCUCAAAUCGAGUCGUCCGCGAAUGGUCUACCAAAGGUGCACCUGGGCGCUUUCUUCGAGUUCGAUUUACAGACGAAAGAACCGAAGGUCGCAUCAAUGCUUCACUGAGCGAUUCCAACGAUGAGAUCUACACCCGUGUCAAAAGGACACUGGCCAACGGUAUCACUAUUGGAGACCGUCGCUACGAGUUCCUCGCAUUUGGGAACUCCCAAUUCCGCGAGCAUGGCGCAUACUUCUUUGCACCAGAUGCCGGUAUCUCAGCGGGGACUAUCCGAGCCUGGAUGGGUCAAUUCAACCAUAUCCGAAAUGUAGCCAAAUACGCCGCAAGACUAGGGCAAUGCUUUUCAACAACCCGAGCUUUCACCGGAUCCUCCGUUCAAACUGUUACAUGCGAUGAAAUUGUUCGUAACGACUUCACGUUCUCGGAUGGUGUUGGAAAGAUUUCCAAAUUCCUUGCCCAGAUGGUCACAUCUCAGCACAACAUUAAAACCCUCACAGGAGAACCUCCUUCGGCUUUCCAGUUUCGACUUGGAGGGGCCAAGGGCAUGCUUGUUAUCUCUGGAGACCCUCUGCCUCAGGAGGUACACCUUCGACCAAGUCAGCAAAAGUUCGAAACUAAUCAAGCCGGCUUGGAGAUCAUUCGCUGGUCCCAGUAUUCUCUCGCGACUUUAAAUCGUCAGUUAAUUCUUGUGCUUUCUGCUCUGAAUAUACCAGAUGAAGUCUUCCACAGUAAGCUCAACAGCAUGUUGGGUAGCUUCCAUCGAGCCAUGCGCAAUGAUUCGAAAGCAAUUAACCUUCUCCAGAAGUAUGUCGACCCAAACCAGAUGACCCUCACCUUGGCUCAGAUGGUAUCUGAUGGCUUCCGACGAAAUGAGGAGCCGUUUGCCAAUACCAUGCUCGAGCUUUGGAAGUCCUGGCAUCUGAAGCAUCUCAAAGAGAAAGCAAAGAUUGCCAUAGACCAAGGAGCCAACCUUCUCGGUGUCAUAGACGAGAAAGGUGUUUUGAAGGGCUACUUCAAAAGCGCAUUGCCGAGCAGAAGAGCCUCUUAUGAAGAGAGACUGGCUGCUCUUCCUGAAAUCUUCGUCCAGAUUUGCCGGUUAGAUGGAGAUGGCGAGUACGAAGUCAUUGAAGGUCUCUGCAUUCUCGCUCGAAACCCUUCUCUUCACCCUGGUGAUAUUCGUGUGGUUCGAGCAGUGAACCGACCAGAACUGCAAGCGCUUCGGGAUGUGGUUGUGCUUCCCCAAACUGGCGACCAGGAUAUUGCGAGCAUGUGCUCUGGGGGUGACCUCGACGGCGAUGACUACCUCGUUGUUUGGGACCCCGAUCUGAUUCCCACAAACUGGUUCGUCGAAUGCAUGGACUACAAGGGUUCCAAAGCGCCAGACCUUGAUCAUGAUGUGACAGUUGAUGAGAUCACUUCAUUCUUUGUCACCUAUAUGAAGAAUGACUGCCUCCCCCGAAUCGCACAUGCGCACUUGGCUUGGGCUGACAGACUUCCGAGGGGCGUGUGGGAAGACAAGUGCAUUCGUCUCGCGCAGCUUCAUUCCGACGCAGUUGACUAUAACAAGAGCGGUGCACAUGCGAGAAUGACCCGCUCUUUGGAUCCCAAGUUCUGGCCCCAUUUCAUGGAAAAGCGGUUCAAGAGGCCAUCCAGCAUUUACAAGUCUACCAAAAUCCUCGGUCAACUGUACGAUGCAGUGGUCACUCCGGACUUUGUUCCCAAGCUAGAGAAGCCCUUCGACUCUCGUAUCCUGGAAUCCCCGCUGGCUGCAGCAAGUGAGACCUACAUGGAAUACGCCCGCGAGCUCAAGGUGGAAUUCGACAUGAACAUGCGACAAAUCAUGGCUCAGUAUGAGAUCAACACCGAGUUUGAGGUGUGGUCAACUUUUGUACUCCGCCACGGCUUCGUGAUCAGAGACUACAAGAUGCAGGAAGACCUAGGUAGGAUUGUGGGUACACUCCGCCGUGGAUUUCGCCACCAGUGCUAUGACAAAGUCGGCCGUCAGGGUGGAAACAUUCCCGCCUUGGUCAUCGCCAUGUAUCGUGUUACUCAGGAGCAAGUAGCCACGGCGCUGGAGGCUCGACGCAAAGAGGCAUUGCAGAGAGAGGAUAUAUCCAUUGUUGAAGUGACCUCCACCGAGCUCCCACUCAUUAGCUUCCCUUGGAUUUUCCCCGACGUCCUCGGCGAUGUUGCGACGGGCCGGGCGCGACAAUCUCUAGUCCCAGAGGGACAAGGGAGCAGCGAUUCAGCAAAUCCUAACGAUGGCACAAUCUUCACUCACAAUCAGAUCCUCAAGAUUAUUGAAGACAUGGAUGAGGAAGUGAAGCUGAAGGCUAAGAAAAACGUGGAGCCGAAAUCUGAGGAGAAUACCAAGCCGAAGGCUGAGGCGGGCUCUGGCUCCGCGCCCUCAAAUCAAGAACCCAUUGCUCGUCGACGUAUUGACAAAUCCGAGCCUAACCCCAACCCCGACGACGGGAAUAAGGAGGUGUGCUUCGACGAGGAUGAUGAGAAGGAGGGAGGCGUGGAAAUCGCCGCUGCUGAGGCCGGAGAGAAGAUUCGAAAGCAGGCUUUGACAGAGGAUAUCGUGGAAAUGGAGGGCGAUGUGCAGCCUUCAGCACUUGACAUUUUGCUCGACAUGAUGAACAGCUGA